Messenger RNA from Cucurbitaria berberidis CBS 394.84, 3275 nucleotides. RefSeq names its product glycoside hydrolase family 31 protein. Gene Ontology annotation, molecular function: carbohydrate binding; alpha-glucosidase activity. NCBI's taxonomy places the organism in Eukaryota, Fungi, Ascomycota, Dothideomycetes, Pleosporales, Cucurbitariaceae. Gene Ontology annotation, cellular component: glucosidase II complex. Bases 45 to 3041 code for a protein of 998 amino acids. The record is from RefSeq and is a predicted model, not a curated record. The transcript has 3 exons. Gene Ontology annotation, biological process: carbohydrate metabolic process; N-glycan processing.
GAGAGGCUGGCUUGCGAAAUAUUAAUUUUCUUAAGCCGCCAGCCAUGAGUUCGUUACGGCAGAAGUCCGCUCCCCGGUGGACGGCUGUAUUCCUGCUAUGCGCGGUGCUAUGUUGCCUGUUCGUGCCAGCUGUAACGGUCAAGCACGAAAACUUCAAGAAAUGCGACCAAUCCGGCUUCUGCAAGCGAAACCGCCAGUUCGCCGAUGACGUCUCCGCAUCCAGCUCCUGGACUGCGCCCUACGCCCUCGACCCAACUUCGAUUACAUUUGAGAAGGGUCAAUUGAAUGGCGUUGUGCUCAAGAUAUUGAAGGAAGGCGAGGAGAAGGCGAGAUUACCGCUCACGGUUACCUUCCUCGACUCUGGCGUUGCAAGAGUCACUCUUGAUGAGGAGAAACGAGCAAAGGGCGAGAUCGAUCUAAGGCAUGACAGCAAGGCGAGGAAAGAGCGAUACAAUGAGGCUGGCAAGUGGGCGCUUGUUGGAGGCUUGAAAGUGUUCGAAGGCGCGGCACUAAACGCAGAAGCCGAGCAAGGGUACACAAAGGUUGUGUAUGGCAAAGGCGGCAAACACCAAGCUGUAAUUCGACAUGCGCCUUUUGGAAUCGAGUUUCAAAGAGAUGGGGAGACACAAGUCAAGUUCAAUGAGCGGGGUUUCUUGAACGUAGAACACUGGCGGGCCAAGGUUGAAAAGGUAGAAGAAGAGAAGAAAGAGGGUGAAGAAGAAAAGGUAGAAGACGAGAAGAAAGAGGAUGCAACUGGUGAAGAUGAGAGUACCUGGUGGGAGGAGAGCUUUGGUGGUAAUACCGACAGCAAGCCCAGGGGUCCUGAGGCUGUCGCGCUCGAUAUUUCAUUCCCAGGCUACGAGCAUGUAUUCGGUAUUCCAGAGCAUGCUACGAGGCUGUCGUUGAAGACCACAAAGGGUGGUGACAAUGCUUACGAUGAGCCCUACCGGUUGUACAACGCCGACGUCUUUGAAUACGAAAUGGACAGCCCAAUGACGCUUUAUGGCGCCAUUCCUUUCAUGCAGGCUCAUCGCAAGGGCUCGACAGUUGGCGUAUUCUGGCUCAAUGCUGCUGAGACAUGGAUUGACAUUACCAAGAAGAAGAACACGGCAAACCCGCUCGCUCUUGGCGUAAAGGGACACACUGAUACCCAAACUCAUUGGAUGUCUGAGAGUGGUCUGCUAGACAUCUUCGUCUUCCUCGGUCCGACCCCUCAGGAUCUCACUCGCCAGUAUGGAGAGCUAACCGGAUUCACUGCUAUGCCACAGUCCUUCGCUAUUGCCUACCAUCAGUGUCGAUGGAACUAUGUUACCGAUGACGAUGUUAAGGACGUCGAUCGUAGGUUCGACAAGUUCAACAUUCCGUACGAUGUCAUCUGGCUUGACAUCGAGUACACGCAGGAGAAGAAGUACUUCACUUGGGACCCAUUGACUUUCGUUAACCCAGAGACGAUGCAAAAACAGCUCGCCAAGCGCGACAGGAAGUUGGUUCCCAUCAUCGACCCGCACAUCAAGAACACUGACAACUACCCUGUCAUUGAUGAGCUCAAGAAGAAGGAUCUUGCUGUCAAGAACAAGGACGGUAACCAGUAUGAGGGCUGGUGCUGGCCGGGGUCCUCUAUGUGGGUUGACUGCUUUAACCCAGCAGCUAUCGACUGGUGGAAAGGCUUGUUCAAGUACGACAAGUUCAAAGGUAGUGCUCCGAACACCUUUAUCUGGAAUGACAUGAACGAGCCUUCGGUCUUCAAUGGACCCGAGACCACAAUGCCGAAGGACAACCUGCACCACGGCAACUGGGAACAUCGUGAUGUCCACAAUAUCAACGGCAUGACCUUCCACAAUGCGACGUACCAGGCCCUCACUGAGCGCAAGAAGGGCGAGCUCCGACGUCCGUUCGUACUCACCCGCGCCUUCUACUCUGGUAGCCAACGUAGCGCUGCCAUGUGGACGGGAGAUAACCAAGCUGAAUGGGCUCACCUUGAAGCCUCCCUUCCUAUGGUUCUCAACCAGGGCAUAUCUGGCUUCCCCUUCUCGGGUGCAGAUGUUGGAGGUUUCUUCGGCAACCCGAGCAAAGAGCUCCUAACGCGUUGGUACCAGGCGGGUAUCUACUACCCCUUCUUCCGCGGCCACGCACACAUUGACACUCGCCGCCGCGAGCCCUACAUUCCUGGAUCGCCAUACACUGAGAUCAUUACCCAAGCUCUACGUCUACGAUACCAGCUUCUACCCGCUUGGUACACGGCUUUCCAUGAAGCGUCUACGACCGGUGCGCCCAUCAUCCGACCAAACUUCUACAUACACCCAGAAGAUGACAACGGUUUCGCUAUCGAUGAUCAGCUAUACAUCGGCUCCACGGGCCUUCUCGCUAAGCCAGUCACCAAGGAGGGCGCUGACAGCGUGUCUGUCUACAUCGCUGACGAUCAGCCGUACUACGAUUACUUUGAUUACACUAGCUAUCGUGGCGCAGGUCACCACACUGUCCCCGCGCCACUCGAAAAGAUCCCUCUUCUCAUGCAAGGCGGCCACAUCAUCCCGCGCCGCGACCGCCCUCGUCGUUCCUCGGGACUGAUGAAAUUUGACCCCUUCACGCUCGUCGUUGUCCUCGACAAGGCUGGCGAUGCUGAGGGUACCCUGUAUCUAGAUGAUGGGGAAACAUUUGAUUACCAACAAGGCGCCUUCAUACACCGCCAGUUCUCUUUCGAUGGCGCAAGGCAGGUCCUCAGUUCCGCGAACCUCGACAUCGGACAUAGGACUGUGAAGUGCGAAAAAUACCUCAAGACUAUGGAGAAGGUAAGAGUGGAGAAAAUCAUCAUCGUAGGCGCACCUAAGGCCUGGAAGAAUAAGGAGGAGGUCGUGGUCUUGGAGGAGGGUCAGAAGGAAACCAGGAGGAAGAAGUCGCUCCCGCUCGAGUAUCAUGCCGCUGAGGGCAAGAAGGCUGCAUGGGCGGUUGUUAGAGAUCCUGGAGUUUGGAUUGGCAGGGGCUGGAGGAUCGAUUUCGGCGACAAGGUGGCAGGACAUGAGCAUCAUGGGCAUGAGCAUUGAUUGGUAGCUAUUCAACCUUGAAAGAGUAGGCUACAUUUAGAUGAUCUCAGCAACCAGCUCCGGUUAUGGAGUACGAAGAUUGAUAACGCCCGACAUCCAGCGAUAUAAUGUAGAGUAUAGAUAUGAUUUAGAAGCGUCAAGGGUAGUCACUUGUCGCUUCCCUCACUUAUCGCUCCCCUCCUCAGACAACCCCUGCAGUGCGCGCAUCAUGGCUCCGAUACUGGCCCUGCGCGG